Molecule: messenger RNA, 273 nt
Organism: Ichthyophthirius multifiliis
Lineage: Eukaryota; Ciliophora; Oligohymenophorea; Hymenostomatida
Exons: 2
Source: RefSeq, a predicted model, not a curated record
AUGUGCUAGAUAUAAUGUAUGUAUGUUAUCACAGAUCCUAAUCUAUUAACUUGCGCUGAGGGAUGUACUGGUUGUCUUUAUACAGGAAGUUGUUAUGGCUGUAUUAAUGAUUAUCACGAAGUAGUUUACUAUGUACCAGGUGUUUAUAGAUAUACUAAAUGUAAAAAAAGUUGUACUACUAUUAAUCAUUGUCUAGAUUGUGAAAAUAGUAAUAUAUGCACAUUAUGUGAUGAAAAACAUUAUCUUGAUCCAAAAACAUCUAGAUGUAUAUGA